AUGGACCUCAUAUCAAUUCCUUCUCCUCCUCGCAGUCAAAAUCGAAUCAAACUCAGAAAGUCUCGUUUUCAUACUUGUGCACAAAGUGGUUAUGGACUUUUCCAGAGGGAGAGAGAGAGAGGGAGAGAGAAAGAAAGAGAGAGGGUGGAUCGUUCGGGGAAGCUAGAGAAGAAAAAGAAAAAGAAGGGGAGAAAAAUCCUCGAGUUCUCAAGGAAUUAUGCCACUACCACUGGGCAAAAGGAAGAGAAGGUUAAGGUGCCUCUAGCUAUGUUUGGGGGAUCUGGUAACUAUGCAUCUGCAUUAUACAUAGCGGCAGUAAAAGGAAAUGCUCUGGAAAAGGUUGAGUCUGAGCUUCUUGACCUUGUAGAGGCUUCUAAGAAAAGUCCGACCUUUGCUCAGUUCGCAAAGGAUCUCUCAGUCCCAGCAGAUACAAGAGUGAAGGCCCUCCAGGAAAUCUCUGCUGAAGCUAAAUUUUCUGAUCUGACAAAGAAUUUCUUGGCUUUGUUGGCUGAGAAUGGGAGGCUGACACAUUUAGAUAGCAUCACUAAGAGAUUUGUGGAGUUGACCAUGGCUCUUAAGGGAGAAGUGAAAGUAAUAAAACUAGGUGGAGGCGAGAAGCUGAGAACAUUACCUUUCUUUACCUUAUGAGGAUAUAUAGUACUUCUAUCUAACACAAGAGCUAUGUGCCAUGACCCUUCAAGAUCACAUAUCUAAGCCAUCCUGCAAUCCAUUUAAUAUGCUCAUUCAAACAUUUGAUAAUAUUGUUGGUUGGAGUUUUGUUUUCAUGAUGCCCUUGCAGAUAUUUCAUCAACCGAUUGUUCUA
Corylus avellana is the source of this 823-nucleotide messenger RNA. The record is from RefSeq and is a predicted model, not a curated record. NCBI's taxonomy places the organism in Eukaryota, Viridiplantae, Streptophyta, Magnoliopsida, Fagales, Betulaceae.